CUCGGCGGGUGUGUGGCGCUAUGGCUGGCGGCUCGGCGGCGGCGGCGCUGGCGAGGGCCUUGGAGGCGCUCGAUCUUGGUGAUGCAGCAGAUAAGAUUAAUUUCAUACCUCAAGACUUUUUUGCAGAACUAUGUGAGCAAGUAAUUCAGCAUCUGAACCAUAAGAUCUCAGGUGUAAAUACGGUAGAAUUGUGUCAGAGACUUCAGACAUCUGGGACUGAGAUUAAUGUCGGUGACCUGGCAAAAAUAGCUAAUAUUAUUUCCUUUUUAUUUAGCACAGCAGCCAGAAACAGUCUCUCUACAGAAGAACUUGUCACCACUCUGGGCAAUGCAGUCAGCACGCUGCCGAAACAUGCAGUUCAAGUUAUUCGUCAUGUAUGGAAUGAUCAAGGCAAAUCUAUUAGUGUGUCAGAAGAUGCAAGAAAUACGGCCACAGUGGGGCAGUUCAUAGAUAUCUGUUGGAAACUGGGAGUUGCAAUGAGCUCUGACACCUGCAGAUCUCUCAAGUAUCCUUAUGUUACAGUGACACUAAAAGUGGCAGACCCUUCAGGACAAGUAACGAACAAAUCUUUUGAAAUGACAGUUCCACAGUUCAAGAACUUUUUCAGACAGUUCAAGGAAAUGGCAGCUGUUCUUGAAACAGUUUGAAUAGAACUCUUUAACACUGAAGUUUCUGAUGGACUUAGAUUGAGUAAACUUUGUUCUACACAGGAAAUAAAGUGCCAUUGUUCAAGCAAGGUAUGUAUACUCGUCUUCCCAAAGAAUAUUUUUCAGCAUCCUCCUUGAAUCGCUCUGAAGACUUCUUUGCUAUUGAAUGCUUGAGACCAGCUCCACAUUGUCUGUAAAAUGUGUUCAGCUUUGUCAUCCUGGUAGACAAAAGAUCAGGAUGUGUAAGGAGAUGUGUCACUGCAGACCUUUUCUGCUAUCGAAGAAUAAGAAACUAUGCGUUUAACUCUGCAGCGUAAAAAGAUUUGUGGAAAUGUUAAUUUGACUGAGGAGACAGUAAGGGAAGUGUAAAUCCCAUAUCUUCUGUCUGUAAAAUGGAGAUGUGUGUGGAAGCAAUAUUAACUAUAACAUUACACAUAGCAAGCAUACAGUUAGUCUUAAAGAACAGCAUUGUCAAGUAGUUAGUUGCAUAUAUCAGCAGACUUGGCUUUCAGUCUCUUUUUAUUUAUUGGAGGAUGUACUUACCAUAACAGCUUAUUUCAGAUAUUUAUUUCCCACAUCAGAGAAAUGACCAUGGUAGAAGCCAGCAAGAUUUUUUUUUUUUUUUUUUUUUUUUUUUGUCGUUACAUUUUGUGGCAGUAGUCUGUAGUGCUCUCUUGGAUAAUGUCCUCACCAGUAAAAUUUGAUUUUUGACUCUGGGGGCAUUUUCAAAAGGUGAGUGCUAAAAGAAAAAGAGCGCAUAAGCACACUGGAUUUUGAGUUUUACAUAAACAAAACACAAACUACAAAUAUAGCUGACUAAUAAAAACAAUACUGUUGCAUUUCAAGAUAGGCUGGUGGCAGUUCAUACAGAUAAGCAGGCUGAAGUUUAUGCUGUAACAUUGGGGUGGUAGAGACUGAAAAACAUUUUUUUGGGACAGAUCCUUAGGUGAUUUCAAGUUUCACACAUGAGAACAUCUACCUUUCUAACCCAUUUAACCUUUAACUUUUUUCGAAGCUGGCUGAAAAUCACUGAUACAGAUCUGUCUUACCUUUGUCUCGUCAAAAUAAACUGCAACACAUUGUGUGUAUGGUAUGCACUUUGGAGAGAGAUGCACCCUCCCCAACUAUUCUGAGCAAUAUGACUGGUUCUUUUGUACAAAUGGAGUUGCUCAGAACCCCAAAUAAAUGAAAGUUUGGCGUCACUGGUUAAAGCCACAGCUUGGACUGUGGCUGUUAAUCUGGACUACACUUCCUGUGUUCAGCUGAAGUCAGGAGUGCUUGCUUCAGGGCAGGGGAGAGCAGAAUCCUAUUUUCUGGGACCAUUCAAUGGAAUGUCACAAAAUGGCCUCAGGAGAAGGCUUCCAGCUUGCCUUUUCCCAUGUCUUUUUGUGGCGUUGAAGCUGAGUGUGGUGCAAAAAUCCUCCUCUCAAAGUGUGGAGAAAUGAUGUGAGCAGCAGUGUUUUUUUUUGUUGUUGUUGUUUGAAUUUGCAUAAGUUGGAAUGUAAAGCAUCUAUAACUGGCAAACAUUAUCUUGCUUUGACAUCAAAUUAACCAGUUGAGAUCAAACAGGGAUUUUUUUUUUUGGUGGGGGGGGGGAAUGCUUUUGUUUUUGAAGAGAGUGAAGUUGGAGUCUUACAAAUACUUCAGUUUAUUCUAAUGCACUCAAAUUCAAAUAGCUGAAAAUACUUGUGCCUUCACUGGAACUGGAUGGAAAAGAUGAUUUAAUUAAUGAAGUCUUAACUUUAAGAAACAGGGAAUGUUUCCCUGGAAAGGUAAUGAGAAACUUCAGUUACCAUUUGUGCUUGGUCUGUCACCAAGAAGAGAAAGUUGGCAGCAUCUGAAAAGUGUAGAUGUUCAAGUUAAAUAUGUUAGAAGUACUAACGAAUAUUUUUGAAAUGUCCCUGCCUGCCAGCAUGUUGUAACUGGCUGGAAGAUGGCCUGGAGGUGUGUGCUAUACCAGCACAACUGUCUGAGAAUUCUUAGAGGCAUUUAUAGACAUUCAAGAGAUGUCGCUAGAAGCUGGCUAUGAACUCAACUAAUGGGAUUUGUCCUGAUCACUUUCAAUAGGUAUUCAUAUACUAAUCAAUGGAAGAAUUAAACACUACUUUAAAAAAACCUAACAGUUUGCAGGAUGGCAAUAUUAACUUGUUCAAACACGCUGUUGAUUCAUGCUUAUGUAUUUGUGCAGAAUCCAUAUCUUUUAAAGAGAAUCAGGAGGCCUUAUGUGUUCCUAAUUCCGCUUGUUGAUUGAUACGGAAUUGUAUAACAUGAAUAUUUUUGUAAGUCCACAAACAUUAAACAUAUAGGUGACAAAGGUAAAGAUGGUAUGUAUUUUAUUUUAAAUCUACUGAAUAAAACUGUCUCAAACAGUAUAAUAGGUAAAGUUCAGAGCUAGAUUCUGAUGAAAUUUAUUUCCUAAGGUAGGAUGAAGGUGAGAUAAAGUCAUCCUCUGUGACAAGGUAUCAAAGAGCUGAGGGAUAGCUGCAGGCUGCAAAGAAUACUUACAUGGAUCAGUUACAGCUGGACUGAACACUGUAUUGAACCUGGAAAAGAUGUGAUGCGUGCAAUUUCUUGAAAGUUUUCAUUUAAGUGGUUUCAUUUUUCCUAACUCUAUAGAACACAAGUGAACAGUUGUCUUUUCAACAGUUGCCCGGAGCAGGGCAGAGAAAGGAAGAGGGAAGAAAGGGUCUUAGGCAGUAAACAAAGCCAAAGUAGGGAGGAAGGAUGUUAGCAACAGCUAAAUUUCUGCUUCCUUACUUGACUAUUUUUUUGUAUUAGUUCAAAACAUAGCAGUUUAUUUACAGAAUGCCUUUUAU
Molecule: messenger RNA, 3463 nt
Organism: Rhea pennata
Lineage: Eukaryota; Metazoa; Chordata; Aves; Rheiformes; Rheidae
Gene: COMMD6
Product: COMM domain containing 6
Exons: 7
Coding region: 21-647 (208 amino acids)
Molecular function (GO): NF-kappaB binding
Source: RefSeq, a predicted model, not a curated record